AUGUCUUCCGCCGACGCUCAACUCGCUUUCCAGAAGCAAAGUAACAGGAUGCAGCCUACCGAAGUGCAAGAGAAGUUCUCUCAGCAAUUCGACCUGUCACGACCAGAAGUGGCCAUGAGCUCAUAUCAAAAGCUUCUUCACGACCACACCAGACAGCAGUAUGAGAUGGCAUCAUCGUCAUCACGAAGACGAUCAGCCGACUCCGAUGUACCAUCGUUAGCAUCUGAGUUGAGCGUCGAUUCGACUACCUCUUAG
Molecule: messenger RNA, 255 nt
Organism: Recurvomyces mirabilis
Lineage: Eukaryota; Fungi; Ascomycota; Dothideomycetes; Mycosphaerellales; Teratosphaeriaceae
Exons: 2
Coding region: 1-255 (84 amino acids)
Source: RefSeq, a predicted model, not a curated record